Molecule: messenger RNA, 2372 nt
Organism: Cyprinus carpio (common carp)
Lineage: Eukaryota; Metazoa; Chordata; Actinopteri; Cypriniformes; Cyprinidae
Product: gastrula zinc finger protein XlCGF57.1-like
Exons: 7
Coding region: 539-2149 (536 amino acids)
Biological process (GO): regulation of transcription by RNA polymerase II
Cellular component (GO): nucleus
Molecular function (GO): RNA polymerase II cis-regulatory region sequence-specific DNA binding; DNA-binding transcription factor activity, RNA polymerase II-specific
Source: RefSeq, a predicted model, not a curated record
UAAAAUGUGAACAUCUUUGGUGAAUCGUAUUUCAUCGGAGGGACAUAAAUCUCUCAGAUUUCAUUAAAAUAUCUCUGCUUUUAUUUCGAAGUUGAAUGAAAGUCUUACAUGGUUUGGAGCAUCUCAAGGGUGAGUGAUGACAGAAUUCAAAUUGUUUUGGGGGAACUAUGAAAUUAAUUAGAAAAUAUAGUGGUAUGCUCUUAUUUUUACCAGCUUCUGCAAGCGUGUAACGUUAUGGCAUCUGGCUUUUGGAACCUCACUGUGACUUCAGAUAAGAAAAAAGAACAAACCGUAAGAAGGGUUGCUUAUAAGAGAGCAUACAGUACACAAGUUUUUUGACUAUAAUACUGACCAGCUGCUAUAGAAAACGAACUGAAUUCUGAAUGCAGAGACAAACAAAGGAAUAGACAACGACAGACAAGAGGAUAAGAAUGGACACUCAUAUGUCAAGCUUGAUGAAGAUAUUGUCAAAGGAUCCUGUGAUAAAGCAGUCUUCAUAUACUACAGUGUCUGAACUGCAAGCCAUUAGUUGCAGAAAAUGCCAGUCAUACUCAAAGAAGUGACCUCGUCCCACCGGCUCCCCCUCGGUCAGUCGUCACUCUACUUCUGCCACAGACUUGAAGGCCGUCUGCUGCGCUCCAACCCUCCACCUCUUUGGCUGCAGUGGGUUUUUCCUGUUGGGCACACAGCGGUCCUCGGUCACACCGGCAUUACUCCAGUCCUCGGGUACUCUGGCUCCAGCAACAAUGCUCGUCGCUGCAGCUGUUCCCAGGUCUCCGGAACCUGCGACAACACUUGGCUCCAUCAGCCCUCCGUCUGUGCCUUCGGAUCCACCAGCUCUGUCUCCAUCGAGUUUAUUGAAGAAAGUAAGGAGAACGAAGAAUUGAGUGAAGAUGAGGAGAAACAUCAUGUCAAAACUGGAGAAAAAACUUUGAGUUGCUCUCAAACCAAACAGAAUGAUUUAAAGAAAAGAGCCAAGAAAUCUUUCACCUGCACUCAGUGUGGAAAGAGCUUCACACUCAAAACAAGUCUUGAGCGUCACAUGAGGGUUCACACUGGAGAGAAACCGUUCACAUGUGAUCAGUGCAGGAAGAGUUUCACACAAUCAGCAAGCCUUAAGUAUCACAUGAACAUCCACACUGGAGAGAAACCUUAUAAGUGCUCACAUUGUGACAAGAAAUUCAGUCGGUCAGGAGACCUAAAAACACAUGAGAGGAUCCACACUGGAGAGAAACCAUUCACAUGUGAUCAGUGCGGUAAGAGUUUCACACGAUCAUUAAGCCUUAAGAAACACAUGAAUAUCCACACUGGAGAGAAACCUUACAAGUGUUCACACUGUGACAAGAGAUUCAGUCAUUCAACACAUCUGAAAACACAUGAGAGGAUCCACACUGGAGAGAAACCGUACACUUGUGAUCAGUGCGGGAUGAGUUUUGCACGGAAAGGAAUCCUUAUGACACAUAUGAAAUUUCAUACAGGAGAGAAACUGUACACAUGUAAACAAUGUGGGAAGAGUUUCACAUACAAAAUAGGUCUUGAUGUUCACAUGAGAGUUCAUACCGGAGAGAAACCAUUUACAUGUGAUCAAUGCAGGAAGAAUUUCACACAAUCAUCACGCCUUAAGAGACACAUGAACAUCCACACUGGAGAGAAACUGUACUCAUGUGAUCAGUGCGGCAAAACAUUUUUGAGGGCUUCAGACCUGAAGAAGCACCUGAGAGUUCAUACGAAGGAGAAGCCACAUUCAUGUUAUUUGUGUGGAAAGAGUUUUUCACGCUUUUCAACUUUGAAAGAACAUCAGAAAAUACAUACUGGUGUGAGAGAGCACAUGUGCUUUGAGUGUGAGAAGACUUUUACUACAGCAAACUGUUUAAAACUGCACGAGAGGAUUCACACUGGAGAAAAACCUUACAAGUGUUCACACUGUGAUAAGAGAUUCAGUGUGUCAUCAAGUCUGAAAACACAUGAGAGGAUCCACACUGGAGAGAAACCGUAUCACUGCACUGAAUGUGGGAAGCGUUUCAAACAUUUAUCUUCUCUACACAGACAUACAAAAAACUAUCACAAGUUCAUUGAAGAAAACGAGGAGAAUGAAGAAUCAAGUGAAGUUGAGGAGAAAAAUCAUGUCAAAACUGGAGAAAAACUUUAGAGUUGCUCUCAAACCAAACAGAAUGAUUUAAAGAAAAGAAGAUCCAAGAAAUCUUUCACCUGCACUCACUGUGGAAAGAGUUUGACAAGCAAAACAAGUCUUGAGCAUCAUAUGAGAGUUCAUACUGGACAGAAACUGUUCACUUGUGAUCAGUGCGGGAAGAGUUUCACACAAUCAGCACACCUUUAAGGGAUAGUUCACCCAAAAAUGAAACCUUAAUGUU